Malassezia restricta is the source of this 2133-nucleotide messenger RNA. Its product is annotated as protein of unknown function (DUF2841). Bases 1 to 2133 code for a protein of 710 amino acids. The record is from RefSeq and is a predicted model, not a curated record. NCBI's taxonomy places the organism in Eukaryota, Fungi, Basidiomycota, Malasseziomycetes, Malasseziales, Malasseziaceae. The transcript has a single exon.
AUGCCUCGUAUCCCUGUCCGGGUUGAGCCAUAUAGCUCGCCAUCCAAACAGCACCGGCACUACAAAAGCAAGCGAGAUCAGGUUCUCCGCUCGCUUGGGAAGGCCGCUUAUAUCAAUGGCAGUCAAUUCGCACUCUUGCUUGUGUCUGCUCGAGGUGACGUUGAAACAUACGCUAGCGAUGCGCUUCAGGGUCAUCUAGACACAUGGUUCGUGAAAAGUGGCAUUGCCGACGAGGCCCGACAACUUGCACAAAAGAGUCACGAUGAAAAUCAUCCUCACUCGCCCACUUUUGACGCUGAUGAAGAACUUACUGAAAACGUAGAAGAUGUCUGUGCAUCAGCAUCGGCAUCUUCGGUCCCCAAGGCCACAGAUGAUCCCUUCCUUGACUCAUGGAACUCUUUGCCCGUGGGAACACCCAAAUUAGAGCGAAAUGCUGACGAAUGGGACAACGUACUGAAACAAGAGAUCGUUUCUGAUGACAACCACAGCCUCAUGGAAUCCAAAGCUGACACGUACAGUCCUCAGCCAAUCGCUCUCCCCCAAACAUCCACGCCAAUUCAUCCUAGCUCUAAUACCCCGUUACCUUCCAGUCGCACUCCCAUGCAUACCGCGCAACCAGGUUAUACGCUUGAGCUCAAGGAUGAGAAUGCACGUACUGAAUUUAUUGAGUUACGAUUCAGUCAGCUUCAGCAGGUUAUGUGCAAAAUGAUUGCGAAAGAGUGGGUCAAAGUCAUUGAACCCAAAAAGCAAACGCGCUUCCCUUACAACAAGGGAGAUGCUGGAAAGCCAACUUGGUGGCCUGCUGAUGUUCGACACAAGGAGCCUGAUCAUCUAAUGAAGCCAGAACGGCACGCCUUGCUCCUUGCCAUCCUUCGUUCACCACAAACACGCAUUGCACGUCUCCAGUUAGCGACAGCCGAGGUGAUUGCCCUGAUAAAGGCCGGCAAGGUUACCUAUCUGAUGGACGUGUACCGUGUAGCCCGUGAAGAGGAAAGGCUUCGUGAUGAGGGUCUAGAUCCUAAUUCUCCUAUUACCGUAAGUGUAUCGUCGCUUGAAGGUUGGGAUGCAGCUAAUGGAUGCGCUUCAAGAACAGCAGUUGGAUCAUCAAUCAAAAUGAUUGAAAACACCCGAAGUAAAGAAUGGAAGGUUGAACGACGUGCAUCAUCCCGUUUUGACGAAGAUGAAACAUCUGAAAUGCGCAGCACAAUGUCAUGGACACCCGCGACCCAAAGAUCAUACCCUUCUAAUGUCAGUUCAAUCAUGCAAAAUUUCGCUCAGCUUCCGAAUCACAUGUCCCCACACGGCAUGGAUCAUCGGACAGCGGUAGAAAUGCCUUCUAAGUUAGGCUUGACAACAAACGUACCUCAGGAUCCUGCGAUAUUUUCUCCAUCCAUGUCUACUGACACGCAACCUCAGAGAGCUUCGUUUCAUGGAUUAGGCGUAACUGUGCCUCAUGUACAGAGCCCACUGAAUGCAGUGCGGUCAACACCUGCCGCAUCGAGUGAAAACGUUGAUAUACCUCGGUCCGCAUCUGUUUCUUAUCCUGUCACAUCCGUGCCCAUGCGACCUGCUCACUCAUCGCCUGCAAACUUUAAUCAGCCAGAAAAUUGGAUGGAUAUGCGAUACGCACAAAGGGCUGUGCCUCAUAUGCAUUUCGAACAUUCGACUCAUCAUGGAAUGGACAUGAAAACACUGCCAACGCAUCAGCAACCACGACCGCCUUGGGAAUUUCAAAUACCUGGAACGCCUUAUCAUCAGCCUCCGCAAGCUUCAUUGUGGGCUCCUAUGCCCGAGACGCCUAUUCAUCGAUCUCAUCCUGUUAUGCCUAUGCACAUGGGUAUGAAUACUUCGCCAACCCACGACGUUAUGGUCUCCAAUUCAUUUGACUCUAGUUUCUCGUCAUCGCAUUUAGGCCCGGUCACGCCUGCACAGGCCCCUUUUGUUUUCAUGAAUGGUCCAGCAGCGUCUUAUCCGACCACUAAAUCGCCGCCUGUGAAUCACGCCAUGACAUUUCAGGAUUUCGGUCUAUCUCAAGUGCCGUCACCAUCUCAAGAUAUUCAUUCUGUACAAGCAAAGCAGCAUGGUCAAUAUGCAUCUUUCACGUCCGCACCUAUGGACUGGUCGACGCGCUAG